Messenger RNA from Cyclocybe aegerita, 1962 nucleotides. NCBI's taxonomy places the organism in Eukaryota, Fungi, Basidiomycota, Agaricomycetes, Agaricales, Hemipholiotaceae. The record is from the annotation of a GenBank genome assembly.
AUGAGCGAUGAUGAAAGCGAGCAAGAAUAUGAAGUCGAGUCAAUUGUCGAGGCCAAAGUAGAGAAGGAGAAAGCUUCCAGGAAAGCGAAGAAUCCGAAACUCAUCUGGAAAUAUCGCGUAAGGUGGAAGGGAUACGGCCCGCAGGAUGAUACCUGGGAACCGGCAGAGUCGUUCGGAGGAUCUGAAAAUAUCGUGUCGACCUUCUGGGAACGCGCCAAUACCAACGGCAGAGACGUCUCAGAUCUAUCGCAAUUCAAGCUAGGGGAGGCAUUUUGCCAUGUUGGCCCACCGAGACCAAAGAGAAAACGCAAGUCAACGACUAACGUCCAAGAAAUGACCUCACAGUCCGCGCCGCAGUCCACGGCUCCUCCACCGCAAGCAGAAGCUGAUCCGGGCGUGAAGACCUCUGACAAACGUCGACGGGAUCCAUCACUAAAUGUGGAAGGCCAGAUUUCUAGUUCUCGUCCGUCUAAGCGACUUCGAGGAGAAGAACCGCCCUCACAGCCCCGCAAGACGGAAGAAGUGGCAACAAAGAUUGACCCGACACCGUCAAUGGCGACACCGACGACGCGAAAGUCAGCAAGGAAUCGUCGACCCCCGUCUCCAGAGGUCAUCCCAGAUUCUGACGAAGAAAUGAACGGAAGUUCACUCCUGAACAUAUUGUCUCCGGGCUACAAACGUAGAACGACUGUAGCCGUAGGUCAUGAGAACCAAAGCUCAAGACGGAUAGAAGCAUCUAUCGGUCCUGAAAGUGUUCAAGGUGUUGUCUCCGAACCCCAGGAAGAACCAGCUAGCAAAGUUCCAGCACACCGAGCUCGCGCAACAAAUCCUCGCGUUAAGAUGAUUGAGGACCCGAAUAUAUCGCAGGUUGAUGGGGCCCUCUCUCCGAAGGCACGCGCUACCCGUGGAGCUGCGCGAGCUACUUCUAGUCAUGCUGCCAUUGUUUCAGUUUCCUCAAAACGGUCGAAGCCCGGCCCAGGUCGUUCAUCUGCUGGACUCCUGGUGCCCAAAACCACUUCUCUCCUCACAGCAGAGAAUGGUUCGUUGAAAACGGUCAAGGUGAAGAAUGUAAAUUCAGACAGCCACCCACGUCCAAGAGCAGAGGAGGCCUCACCCAUCAUAAUUGAUGAUGACAUGCCCGAGGUUGGAGUCAUCAAUGAGCCUCCGCCUUCAGGAGGGGAAUUGCUUCAAUUGGCUGGUCUUGACUCUCAAGUUGCAGAGACGUUGCCUGACUUCGAGGACAUGAUUCCCGAACCCCAGCAGCAGUCAGGAACCGAAUCCUCACCCGACAAAAAAGAGCAAUCCGCUGGUGACCAAGACAUUCCUUCCCAUAAUUUCAGCGUUGACAUGCCGAAACACAACCUUUUCCCGGCCCAAGCCCCUAAUUUUCCUGAGCCUCUGAGCGUAAAAUGGAAGCAAUCAACAAUCUUCGGCCCUCUGAGCCUUGGAGCCCCGUCGAUCGUCCAAGCUGACAAGACAAAUUCAUCUCGUUUAUACUUGAAUCUCGACGCUUCCGUUUCUAUCCCUGUUCUUGUGCACGCUGCUUCGCCAGAUUCGAACCGCUCGAAUUUUGAGGUGGUUGCGAAUGGAACGCCGGGAAAGUUCUACUCGACGCAAGCUGCAACAAAUCUUCUUGGUACAGUAAGGAUGGCCGGAGUGCCGGCCCGAAUUGUUGUAGACAAUGAUACUUCGAGCGAAGAGAAGGAACACCUCCGUCGUUUCCAUCAACGUCUCACAGGCGGAGAUAUUUUCGUGUCUAUAGCGGGCACGCAGAUACUUGUAUUCUGUGCCUCGGGCAACACCCUUUUAUCUCAGAGGUUGAAUGCGCCGUCGUCCCUUCUAAGCGAGCCUGACGCCAUCUUGGUGGCCCCGGUUGUCAUCGAAAACUUCUCUGGGUACGCAGAUGCAGCUUCGGCUGCUGACGACACUCAGUGGACGCAGUACAUCAAAUCUCACCCAUAG